GAUGGUCAUUCGAUUAGUGACUGUAUAAAAGAAAAGUGACUAUCACUGUCAGUUGAGUAUCUAGUUGAACAUGCAUGUGAAAAACUUGCUGUCAAUUCUUCUGGUUCUGGGUUCAGUUUCUUGUAAGAAUAUUCUUAUUUUCAACCCAAUAUUCGGUCUUAGUCAUGUCAAAUUCAUCAGUAAAAUGGCUAAUAUUAUAGCUGACCAUGGACAUAAUGUUACUUUGUUCCAACCCUUUCACAUUGCUUUGAAAAACACGGAGGGGCUGAUUAAAAAUAAAUACAUCGAGAUAAUCAACUACUAUCCAGACCAUUACGAUGAACUUUUGAAGACGGAAACUGCAACAUUCCCAGCUUUUUGGGAUUCCCAUCUGAUGAACAACCCAGUACUAUCUGCGUUCAUGAUUCCUAAAGCAAUUGCCGGAGAAUUUGAGAGAACUGCUACCCAACUUCUCAAGGACAAAGUGGCUCUCGAUGAUUUGAAAAGCAGAAAUUUUGAUGUCAUCAUAUCUGAAACUUUUGAGCUUACUGGAAUGUAUAUUGCCCACAUGUUGAAUGUCCCAUGUAUUCCUGUUUGGUCGGCCGUACGAUUUACAAUUUUCAAUAACAUUUUUGGACAGCCAUCUAGUCUCGGAUAUUCUCAACAGCCAUUCUCCAAGCUCGCACCGGAAGCUGGAUUUAUUGACAGGCUCAACGAUGUAUACCGUAACUUUUUCUUUACCAUAACAAUGGAUGGAAUGGGCCAGUAUCAGAACGAUUUUAUUGAGAAAGCAGUUGGAAGACCACUACCUUAUUGGAAAGAUCUCAUCAAAGAGGCUCCUGUCUAUUUCACAAAUUCCAAUGAAUAUCUGGAUUUUGCGGUGCCCACAACUGCUACCAUUGUUCAUAUCGGAGGGUUUACUAUGGAUUUGGAAAAAAUGAAACAUGUUGACCCACUACCCGAUAAAUAUGCAAAAAUUCUAGAAGAACGGGAGUCUACAGUGCUCAUAUCGUUUGGAUCAGUUAUCCGAUCUUAUCAAAUGCCAGACAAUUUCAAGGCAGGAAUUAUUAAGAUGUUCGAGUCACUUCCAGAUGUCACAUUUAUCUGGAAAUAUGAACGAGAUGACGUGGAAUUCCAGAAGAAGCUUCCGAAGAAUGUUCACUUAAAGAAAUGGGUGCCGCAACACUCCCUUCUUGCUGAUAACCGCGUGAAGCUAUUUGUGACCCAUGGAGGACUGGGAAGUACAAUGGAAGUAGCUUACACCGGCAAGCCGGCUCUAAUGGUUCCAAUUUUCGGAGAUCAACCAGAAAAUGCAAAUAUGCUCGCAAGACAUGGAGGAGCUAUUUCUUAUGAUAAAUUCGAGCUGGCUGAUGGAGAAAAAUUGGCGAUAACUAUUCGGGAUAUGGUGAGAAAUCCAAAGUACAAUAAGAAUGCUCAAGAGCUGCUCAAGGUGCUCUCUCACCAGCCAAUUGAUCCAAAGUUAAAUCUUAUGAAGCAUCUGGAGUUUGCGAUGGAAUUUCCAAAUCUCCGAUCUCAAGUUCCAGCAAUCAAUCAAAUGGGUCUUAUUGCACAUUAUUACCUAGAUGUGAUUUUCUUCCUUUCAUUAAUUUUCAUUCUCACCGUUUAUCUUACAUUUAAAAUUAUUUCCCUCCUACCAAUUAGAAUUGUCAAAUCAAAGAUUGAUUAAUUCUGAUAGGGCGAGCUGAUGAUCUCAUGAAAAUUGCGUGCUUUAAAUAUAAAAUAUUUUUGUGUAUAGUUUUUGUUUUCUUAAAAUUCAGU
Caenorhabditis elegans is the source of this 1758-nucleotide messenger RNA. It is a transcript of the gene ugt-8, whose product is annotated as glucuronosyltransferase. Gene Ontology annotation, cellular component: membrane. The record is from RefSeq and is marked reviewed. NCBI's taxonomy places the organism in Eukaryota, Metazoa, Nematoda, Chromadorea, Rhabditida, Rhabditidae. Gene Ontology annotation, molecular function: UDP-glycosyltransferase activity; glucuronosyltransferase activity. The transcript has 6 exons. The coding region runs from base 71 to 1666 and encodes 531 amino acids.